This is a messenger RNA of Ascochyta rabiei, 2694 nucleotides long. RefSeq lists its product as uncharacterized. Gene Ontology annotation, cellular component: TORC2 complex. The transcript has a single exon. Lineage: Eukaryota; Fungi; Ascomycota; Dothideomycetes; Pleosporales; Didymellaceae. The record is from RefSeq and is a predicted model, not a curated record. Bases 1 to 2694 code for a protein of 897 amino acids. Gene Ontology annotation, biological process: TORC2 signaling.
AUGCAGCCCACGUCCCCUCCUCCGCACACGCCGGGCCUGCAGCGCCCCUCGCUCGAUGGCUACGACUCGGACGGCUCGCAGCAGACGCGGCAGCAGACGCGCCCCUCGCCCAUGCAUCCGCGCCCGCUCCAGUCGCCCACCUCCAUGUCGACGCCGACGACGACGACGACUUCGACUUCGACCUCGACAUCGACCUCGACCUCAACCUCAACCUCGACCUCAACCUCGACCUCGACCUCGACCUCGACCCCGACCCCGACCCCGACCCCGACCCCGACGCUGGCCGGCAGCAGCACGCCCGCGCCCAACUACUCGCGCCCCGCCGUGCUCCAUGCCACGCAGAGCCAGACGGCGCUCGUCGACCGCGCCCACCUCGGCCACCGCCCGCGCCAGCGCUCCCAGGGCUACUUCGAGCCCAGCCUGUCGUCGAUGCGCAGCGAGGGCCUCAUGUCGCCGCCGCCCCACCACCUGACCGCGAGCCACAUGGCCGCCCAGGCCGCCUACCAGCAGAGCGCCCAGCACAUGCGCAAGCGCUCCACCACCGUCCCCGCCCCCGUCGACAGCAGCGCCGCCCCUCCCGCCACCGGCAUGCGCCCCCAGCCCAUGAGCCCGCCGCCCAUGCCGAGCAAGCCGUCGAUGACGUUCCGCACCAACGGCAUGACCUACCAGCAGGGUCUCGUCGCCAACCGCUCCGCCGCCGCCUCCGCCGCCAACGCCGUCUUCCCCACCAGUCCGCUGACCUCGCCUGGCUUCGACCACACCCACCCACAGGGCCCCUCCAAUACCGCCCCCGCCCCCGCCCCCGAGCUGGUGCUGCAGAAGGCGCCCAAGGAGAAGAGCAAGAUGAAGCUCUUCUCCUCGUCCAAGCCGAAGAAGGGCGACGUCGACAAGCCCGCCGACAAGCCCGCCGACAAGAAGCACCCGACCCUGCCCUCGCCCGGCAAGAUGGGCAUCGGCAUCCACAGCUCCCAGGCCCUCAACCGCAUCAUGAACCAGUCGACGACGAGCCUGCUCGACUCGGGCCCCAGCAGCAGCAACGCCUCCCUGUACUCGUCCGCCAAUGCCUCCCUGUACUCGUCCGCCAACGCCUCCCUGUACUCGUCCGCCAACGCCUCCACCUCCACGCUCGUGCCCAAGAACGACCCCUAUGCGCCGCAGGACAAGGACAAGGACAAGGACAAGGAGAGGCACAAGCACCACUUCUUGUCGCGCACAAAGCACAAGCUGAAAGACAAGGACGACCACGCCCUGCCCCUGUCCUCGGCGAGCAGCACGUCCCGACCCACCAACCCCAACGCCCCCGACUCGCUGUACUCCUUUGCGCCCUCCUCGCCCCUGCCCGGCAGCUCGUUCCCAAGUUCCGUCACAGGGCUCGACCUCCGACACGGCGGCCGCGGACUGCGCGAGGCGAAGAAGCAGGCAAAGAACACCACCUACCUCGGAGACAGCCUCGACGCCACCUACCGCGAGCGCAACCCCUCCUUCAGCACCGAGCGCUCCGAGUGGCCUUCGCUGGCCACCAGUCUCAGCAACACGCCCGGCAUCCCAACACCCGGCACUGCCCUCCCCCACACAACCGAGAUGCUCAACCUGGGGUCCUCCUUCGGCCUCAGCGGCCUCUCGCCAGACGACGCAUGGCCACUGCUGAAAGCGCGCGUCCUCCUCAUCUUCGAGGGCGAAGACCCCCGCCCUCCCGUCGAAGACUUCAACGCCCUCGUCACCGUCCACAUCAAGCGCUGCAUCCACAAGCGCUCUCCCAUCCUGCUCAUCGAGGACCUGAACGAGCUGCUCUACACCGGCUUCGCCUCGCUCGACCAAACCCUCCGCCACAUCCCCGACGAGCGCCUGAUCCCACAUCUGGUCGAGAUGUGGCUUGUCGUCUUUACCACCAUCCUGCCCUUCCUCCAGGCCGUCUUCCUGCCGUUGGACCUCGAGUUCAGAGGCACAGGCAUCAUGAGCAGCCUCCAGGCCAGCGAGUUCUGGGGCGUCAUGUUGCCGGACGAGAUGAACACGAAGAGCCCCACGCGCAAAAACAUACCCAUCCUGGGCGAGCUCGAGGUCCGCCGCAUCACGCUGCUCAUGUUCCGCGAUAUCGUCAUCCUGCCGCGCUACGACUGCCUGAUGGCCAUCUUCUCCCGCCUGUCUCUCGAAAACCUGAACGCCGGCCUGGAGUCGCCAAGCCCCAUCCCGGACGCACGCCCAGGCACAGCAUCCAGCGCCUCGGAGGCACUGACAGGCACGCUCGGCAGCCUGAGCACAAACGCCACCUCGCACCCCUCCGCCGGCUACCUCGAAAGCACAUCCUCCUCCCUCCCGCCCUCCGGCCGCAGCCGCGCAACCAGCAACACCUCCGCCGGCUCCUUCAGCUCCAACCCACACUCGCACCCCUCGACCCUGCAUCCGCCCCCGACCUCGCUCCCCCCCUCGCUGCGCCAGCAGCCCAUGGACAGCGCCAAAGUCACCGAGACGGUCGGCCGCAUGCUGCAGUGCGUCAGCGUGCUCGUCUCGCUGCAGAGCGCAGACGAAUCCCAGGACAAAAUGUCCCGCAUGAGCAAGGAGCUCAAGUACAACUGGCUGGGCCGCGGCCGCACGGGCCGGCAGCGCCAGGGCUUCGUGGGCCCGCGCCGAGGCGGCGGACUGCCGCUCGGCGCGCUGAGUCUGAAUCUGCCGGAGGAGGUCGAGGCCGGCGCGUAG